AUGCGGGCUCACUUUGUGCUCCCGUCACUGCUCGGGGCGAUCGCUUUACUCGCCUGGCCAGUGUCGGUCUCCUCAUCCAUCACCUACUGUUCGUCCGUGAACACGGGAUCUUCCCAAGCCGCAAAUGAGAGUACGUUCCAGUCCAACGGUCUCUGCGAGGACCAUUGCAGUUCCUAUGCGUUCGGUAUCCUGCAAGGCUACGACUGCUGGUGUUCGAACAUUGCUCCGAAUUCUGCAACCAACGUGAACAACUCGAAAUGCAGCCAAGAUUGUCCCGGAUACCCGGAUGAUAGCUGUGGAAGCACUUCUAAAGGCCUGUAUGCCUACGUCGAAGUCGUUGGUAACCAGCCUUCGGGCACCGCGACCGUCUCUUCAACAUCAACCACAUCAACUUCGGUCAGUAAAUCUCUUGGCCGGUAUCUUUGUGAUCGCACUUGUGAAGGAUGCGCAUUACGGGGCUCGCUUGGAACCCAGUUCGAUCAAACAUCGUCGACGCAGUCGUCUUCUACGACAUCAGCUGCCACUACAACUACUGGCCAGACUGUGUCGACCGAGACCAAUGCCGGGGGUACGGUCAAGACGGUCACUCGUGCAGCAUCACAGCCAACCGCGACGGCGUCCAGUACUGGCACGACGUCCAAGUCCACUAGCAGCUCGGGCAUGAGCUCAGGAACGAUUGCUGGUAUUGUGGUGGGAUCCAUUGGAGGUGCCCUUGCAAUCAUUGCUCUGCUAUUCGUUCUUUUCUUCGCAAAACGCAACCAGCGUGCGAGCAGCCCUGAUCCAAGUGUACAGAACAUCCUACUGGACGGAAGACAAAGCAAAGGCUCACAGAUGAGUUUCAUGAAGGGCAUGUUUUCCGAUAACCAUAGUCAUACGCUAUCGGCCGGAUCGUCGAUCGCCGCUCACCGUUUGCCAACAUUUACGGACAACCGCAUGAAGACCGAUACCGUUCUGUUUGCCAAUGGUCGUCGUGACAGCGAUGCAUCGCUGCAAGACAACGAGGACUAUUCUCGUCCUGUUCUACGGCUCACGAACCCGGACUAA
Aspergillus japonicus CBS 114.51 is the source of this 1044-nucleotide messenger RNA. RefSeq names its product WSC domain-containing protein. The record is from RefSeq and is a predicted model, not a curated record. Lineage: Eukaryota; Fungi; Ascomycota; Eurotiomycetes; Eurotiales; Aspergillaceae. The transcript is spliced from 4 exons. Bases 1 to 1044 code for a protein of 347 amino acids.